CCCCCCCCGUCCGCGGCUGGGCGGUUGCCUGGCAACGCGGCGAUGGCGGAGCUGGCGCUGAGCGAGGCCUGGGUCCGCCGCCAGCCCGCCCUCCGGGGGCUCCCGCCAGAACAGGUGGAAUCCCUUUCUCUGCAGGGAACCUACGCAGGCAAAAUUGUCUCCCUUGGAGAUGGCCUGAAGUCCUUUAAGAACCUCCGGUCUUUAGACUUGUCAAAGAACCUGCUGCUUAGCUUAGCGCUGUACCACACUGCUGGCCCUGCUCCGCCUGUGAUUGACUACAGUCCUGAGAUCUUUUUCACCUGUUCUCCUGCCAAGCAAGGGGUCUCCCAUCCUCUACCUGGGCUUGAGCAGCUGCACGCCUUGGAACACCUGAAUUUGUAUUAUAAUCGCAUUUCCUCCUUGCUGGAAGUGGCCCGCCUCCAAGCACUGCCUCGCCUCAGAGAGCUGGACUUGCGCCUCAACCCCAUCACCAGGAAGGAGUCGGACUACAGGCUCUUCACCAUGUGCAGGCUGCGAACUCUGGGCAAGCUCGAUGACAGAACGAUUAGGGAUAGUGAGAGGAAAGCUGCCCUCCUGCAUUUUAGCCUCAAGCAGAGCAAAGGGGCCUCGUGGGAGAAAGAGAAGUCAAGCGAAAGUGCCAUGGGGAAUCCAAUGUUAGACCAAGAGGGCUUUGCAAUGCCCAGUCUGGACAUGGAAGGCAGCAGAACACAGGCUGACUUGUCCGGCCUCGGUCGUGUGCCCUACCGUGACGGGAGAGACGCCAUCCGGACCAGCAAGUCUGCUUUUGGGCUGCAGACCAGCAAGGCGACCAGAGGCAGCAGGGAGCUGGGCCUCCAGACGCAGCAGGCCCCACUAGACGAUUCCAAGGCAAGACUGUUUCUGAGCCACAACCCCCUGGACAAUGAGCCCCUUUCCUCAGCCUCGCAGGCACAGCCUUCCCUGCGUUCCCAAGUAAGGAGCAGAGCCAGCCCUGGGAAGGGAAGGUGCCGUGUGUCCUUUUCUGAAGGCCCCUCUUUAGACUUCUCUGCAGGAGAAAGAGAAACCGGGCGGAAGCUGGACCUCCUCGACCUGGGCCGGGACGUUUCUCCAGCCAGGAGACUGCAUCUGAAUGACUCAGGGAAGAGCAGCAGGCCCUAUGAGUUUGCCCACAGAGACCUCAGGACGGAGAGCUGUGAAAAUCUCUACCUCCCCUACUCCACUCAUUACCGAGAGCUGCUGAAGAGGCUUCAUCAGGAGAGGAAAGCAGCCGACGAAGUCUGUAGCUAUACCUCGAGGCUUGCUAAUGACGCCCUGGCCUCGACUCAGUCCUCCUGUGGAGAUUUCCUGGGGCAGCCCUUGGAGGCGGAGGCGGACUACGCCGAGGCUCUGAAGCUCCGUUCAGAUGCAAAGCUCGGCAGUCCCUUUCUUCCAUUCACUCAUCCGGCUUCUGCAAACUUGGGAGAUUUCCCGCCAAAGCAUCAGCCGCCCACCAAGGUGCUCCUGGAGAAUGUGCAGCCGGUUUCCACGCUGACGUCUGCCUCUUGGAAAGAACGAGACCCCCCCUCUUGCCGGUCGCUCAGCCCUUCAAGACUGGACUUCAACCAUCCUCUUGGGGCCCCUAAGCAUUGCUUUAGAGAGCCAAGUGCAGAGCAGCGCGCCAGAGAACAGAGCAGCCUCCAGAGCCGCACACACAGUCCCAGCGGCCCCGAGAGAGGCUCCCCCGUCAUCGUUGUCCUGCGCCAGCUGCUGGAGCUCGUGGACCGCUACUGGGAGGGCUCGGGCUCCCUGCUCCUCAACAAGGACUUCCUUGCUCCAGCCCGAGACCUGCUCGCACACUUGAUGGCUCCUGGCCCCAAGGCAGCCGAAACCCCGUGCAAGAGUCACCGGGACCCCCCCCAGUGUCCUCAGCACUUGAACGGGAUCGCCAGCCCUGGGAAGCUGGAGGGAGGCCAGGCGCCAUCCUUCAAGGACCAGGGCGUGGAAGCGGCAGCCACUUCUAAGCAGGGGCCCCACGGAGUCUAUGCCCUGUCUUACGACGAGUUGCUGCAGAGAAACGAGCAGCUGAACACCCAGAUGGAGCUCCUAAGCUCGGAACUAAAGCAGCUGAAGAAGCAGCAGGAGACCCUCAGUUUGCUGCGGGAGAGCCAGAGGUCGCUGGUUUCCACCAACAACUUCCUCCUGCAGCAGCUGAACAAGGACCUCGGCCCCCCAGGCACGAGCAGCAGCCCGCCUUCCUGCCCGAGGAGCUCCCACCACCCCGCUCCCUCCUCGGCCCUUGGCUGGAGCCCGCUGUGCCCCUCGGAGCAGCUCCGCAGCUGCCCCCUCUGACAGGACCCCCCCCCGCGUGCUCCCCUUCCCAUAAGUACAGUCUGCCAUGCCAAAGCA
This is a messenger RNA of Hemicordylus capensis (graceful crag lizard), 2364 nucleotides long. It is a transcript of the gene LRRC36, whose product is annotated as leucine rich repeat containing 36. The transcript is spliced from 15 exons. Gene Ontology annotation, molecular function: protein binding. The record is from RefSeq and is a predicted model, not a curated record. The coding region runs from base 43 to 2307 and encodes 754 amino acids. NCBI's taxonomy places the organism in Eukaryota, Metazoa, Chordata, Lepidosauria, Squamata, Cordylidae.